AUGAACGGUUUGAAGGCAUUAGCUUUCAGUCUAGCAGUUUUGCUUAUAACAGCUGAAGCCAAUAUUAUUAAGUUUAAAUCCAAACCAACGUGGAAAUUGGACCGGGUAGAAGAUAAUGGAAACGUGAACGAAGUAUCCGCUACAAAUUGGAAAUUCGACCAAGCUGCUAACGAAUACGUCAGUGACGAAAUUCCAGUUGACACAUGGAACCCAGCUAACAAUGACGCUGAAGAACUCCAAAGCGUUGUCCCUUCGUGGAACUUAGGUCUAACUGCGAAAGUCAAUGAUUACGUGGAUAACACUAUACACAUGCUUAUACCAUUUAUGGUAAAUAAUGGCCUCGAUCCAAUGACUUUGCCCGAAAUUGUCGAAGGAUUUGAAGUACGUCUGAUUCUAAUCACGUACAGCGCUUGGUUGAAACUCACAAAUGGAGCAAUGACGGGCCUCGUCAACGUUACACGAUUUGAAGACCAGAAAGUGAACUAUUUCGCAAAAAAUCUUCGAGUUCGCGUACACCUACAGUUCAAUGAUCUAGAGUUUAAUUAUAAUUACCUAGUUCAGGUAAUGAACAUUGGACCCACCGGUCGCAUUAUUGGAUCACUGGAUCGUUUCAGAGUCGUUGCUGAUUUAUUGAUUGAUUUUAAUAACGACGAGAUUCAUUUACAAGAAUUUAAGCUGAACGAUGUCGGACGCCUGCGAGUAAGACUACGUGGUAAUAUUCUCUUUGACUGGCUUCUGAACCCCGUAAUCGGAGUUUUUACUACAUUAUUCAAUGGUAUCAUAAUGUUUACUGUGGAAUUGACUAUCCGCAGCGUCGCGCAAUCUGUUAUAACAGGAAUAAAUGGCGCAAUUCGCGAUGUGAUCUCGCAAAUUGAAGCUUUUAACUAA
Leptosia nina is the source of this 888-nucleotide messenger RNA. Lineage: Eukaryota; Metazoa; Arthropoda; Insecta; Lepidoptera; Pieridae. The record is from the annotation of a GenBank genome assembly.